AUGAGCGAAAAGUUCUUGUGUCCUGUGGCCCGAGGCAUGAAAAAGCUUGAUAGAGACUUUUUUAAAAAGGAUGUAAAUCUACUCAUUGCCAAAUUUUCUAACCCUAAGGCUAUUGGUGAAUUUGUCAGAAUCUGCAAGAAUUAUGUAUUGAAUGUUCCGCAUUUAAAGCAUAUUAUCACUUUCGAAAAUACGAAGGCUGUCAUUUUCAAGGAUGAUAUCGAUGAUAUAAACACGUACAGAAAGAAACUUCCUCAAAACGUGCUCGAUUUCAUCGAUCAUCACAACAUUCAAAUACUCCCGUACAAGUUAGUUCUAGACUAUAGCUUCUGGAAGGCCGAUGACAUUCUUCAAGCAAUUUUACCAGAGAGCUUAUUGUCAGAGAGUCCCUCUGGAUACGCCCAAGCCGGGCAUAUUGCACAUAUGAAUCUCCGUAAUGAGUUUAAGCCUUACGGUGCAAUAAUUGGACAGAUUAUCCUUGACAAAAAUCCAACAAUAAAAACCGUUGUUGAUAAGCUUGAUACCAUCAGUAAUGAAUACAGAGUAUUUGACAUGAAGCUUUUGGCUGGUGAAAAUAACUUCAUUACUGAGCAACACGAAAGUGGUUGUAGGUUUAGGUUUGAUUUCAGCAAAACUUUUUGGAAUUCUCGUCUAAGUACGGAACAUGAAAGACUAAUUGCAUCUUUCAAACAAGGAGAAGUUGUGGGAGACGUUUUUGCCGGAGUAGGACCGUUCUCUGUCCCAGCUGGUAAGAAGGGUGUAAUCGUCCUUGCAAAUGACUUGAACCCUGAAUCGCAUAAAUAUCUUGUCGAGAAUGCGAAGCUCAACAAUGUGCUGGGAUCCAUAAAGAGCUUCAAUUUGGAUGGACGCGAAUUCAUAAGACAAUCUCCAAGAUUUUUGAUGGAAUGGAAAAACAAAGUUGGAAGCAUCGAUUUGGCCAAGAAUAUCAAGAGAAGAAGACUCCUUCCUGAAUCAAAAAAACUGCACUUGAGAGAAGACGUUGUUGAAGCCGUUCCUAUCCCCAAUUUUAUAUCACAUUAUGUUAUGAAUUUACCCGGAACCUCCCUUGAGUACUUGAAUGAGUUUGUUGGAUUAUAUUCGCGUGAUUCAGAAGUCUUGAAACUAGUAAAUAGUGAUGACACGUUCAAAUUACCGAUUGUUAGUGUUCAUUGCUUCGAAAAGUUCAGCCCAGAUGAACCAGAACCAUCAUCUCGUGAGCUUCAUGAAAGAGUACAUGCUCGCAUAGUCAAAGAGAUUGGUUUCCCCUUGCCUAUAGAGAGCUUCAAUUUUCACUUGGUACGCAAGGUUGCACCCACAAAACCGAUGUUUUGUGUCACAUUUCAGCUACCCGAAGAUGUGGUUUUCAAAAAAUGA
Messenger RNA from Candidozyma auris, 1371 nucleotides. Its product is annotated as tRNA (guanine) methyltransferase. The transcript has a single exon. The record is from RefSeq and is a predicted model, not a curated record. Gene Ontology annotation, cellular component: cytoplasm; mitochondrial matrix. Lineage: Eukaryota; Fungi; Ascomycota; Pichiomycetes; Serinales; Metschnikowiaceae. Bases 1 to 1371 code for a protein of 456 amino acids. Gene Ontology annotation, biological process: tRNA N1-guanine methylation; mitochondrial tRNA methylation.